Molecule: messenger RNA, 3720 nt
Organism: Aquila chrysaetos chrysaetos
Lineage: Eukaryota; Metazoa; Chordata; Aves; Accipitriformes; Accipitridae
Gene: ASB7
Product: ankyrin repeat and SOCS box containing 7
Exons: 5
Coding region: 225-1181 (318 amino acids)
Biological process (GO): intracellular signal transduction
Molecular function (GO): protein binding
Source: RefSeq, a predicted model, not a curated record
GAGAAUUAAAAAUUGUGACUCCAAAGAACAAAAUAACACAGAAGAAAGAAAACAGCGCUCAGAAAAAACAGAAAGGGGUAGCAGGUUGUUUGGCGCGCAUGGGCACACAAGAUUAUGACUAGAGAAGACAAUGAAGAGCGGGACAUCCAUCAAAGAGUAACAACCUCUUAUAAGGUGACUAGUAUGACCUCAUGACGCUUCUGUAAAAGCCAGAUUCAGCUAGGAUGUUACACCAUCACUGUCGGAGAAACCCUGAACUACAGGAAGAGUUGCAGAUUCAGGCUGCAGUUGCUGCUGGCGAUGUUCACACCGUGCGCAAGAUGCUGGAGCAAGGAUAUUCUCCAAAUGGUCGAGAUGCCAAUGGCUGGACCUUGCUUCAUUUCUCUGCAGCAAGAGGGAAAGAGAGAUGUGUCCGUGUUUUUCUUGAACAUGGAGCUGAUCCCACAGUUAAGGACUUAAUUGGAGGCUUCACUGCUCUGCAUUAUGCAGCCAUGCAUGGCCGAGCGAGGAUUGCACGCUUGAUGUUGGAGUCUGAAUAUAGAAGUGACAUUAUUAAUGCAAAAAGCAACGAUGGUUGGACUCCCCUGCAUGUAGCAGCCCACUAUGGCAGAGACUCAUUUGUCAGACUCCUGUUGGAGUUCAAGGCUGAGGUUGAUCCGCUCAGUGAUAAAGGUACUACACCGCUUCAGCUGGCCAUUAUCCGAGAGAGGUCAAGCUGUGUGAAAAUCCUUCUGGAUCACAAUGCCAACAUCGACAUUCAAAAUGGUUUCCUGUUACGAUACGCUGUGAUCAAAAGCAAUCACUCUUACUGCCGAAUGUUCCUUCAGAGAGGGGCGGAUACAAACUUGGGUCGAUUGGAAGAUGGACAGACACCCUUACACUUGUCUGCUCUUAGAGAUGAUGUGCUUUGUGCACAAAUGUUGUAUAAUUACGGAGCAGACACUAACACAAGGAACUAUGAAGGACAGACCCCACUGGCUGUUUCAAUAAGUAUUUCUGGAAGUAGCCGACCCUGUCUGGAUUUCUUACAAGAAGUGACAAGACAGCCCAGAAACUUGCAAGAUCUAUGCCGAAUUAAAAUCCGUCAGUGUAUAGGCCUUCAAAACCUAAAACUACUUGAUGAACUACCCAUUGCCAAGGUCAUGAAAGACUACUUAAAACACAAAUUUGAUGAUAUCUGAUAUCCAUGAAGAGAAGAACUCUGAGCAAGAUUAGUUAUAUUCCAGAUACUGAAGAGGCUUGUUGCCUUGCACAAAGUAUAUCCUAUGCAAAUUCUGAUUUUUUCUGUGAAGUCAGAAGGCAGAUAUACACUUCCUUGGGUUUUUUAUACCACACGCUAGAAGGUCUUAAUUUUUGGUUUCUUGGUCCAAGUUUACAAGGUCCAAGCUUUCUAUACAAUAUUACAUUUUAAAAAUUGCUGUUGGCUUUUUGUUUGUUUGUUUGUUUUCACAUUAAGUGUGCAGACUUGCAGUGGAGAUGGAAGGUAGCCUCUCAAGGGAAGUGGUUGGUUUGAAUUGGCAUGCUGAGCAAUUAUUCAAGAAAAUAAAGUUUGGAAAUCAAGGCACCAGUCCUGCAAAAGGAUACCAAUAGAAAGACAUUCAGAGCCCUGUUGUCUGUUGGGACUCUUGUCUCUGCCAGGGCGUAUGUUUUUGCAGGAUAGAGGGAAGAGUUGAUAAUCAACAUGUCUUAGGGUAUUGUAUGAAUAUAAUUUGGAAAUUAAAGAAAAAAUGCAGUUACCCUAUUCAAUUUGAGGGUCUAUACAUUGGCUCUUUUUAUAUUAUUCUUUUCCUAAUUACUGUAGUUGGGAUGCCCAUAAAAUUCAGGCCCUCUUCUUUCCUGACAUUCCCUGUUAAAUGGGUGGCUGUUUGUAAGUCUAUUUUUAACAGUGACAGUACACUACAAAGAGGCAUAGCCUCUGUAUUUUUUACAUUAACUUAAGAGUAAACAAAUUUAGAUUUUUUUUUUUAAGCCAAUGUAUUCUGUUUCUCAUACAGUGCCUCCUGUGCAAUAAUCUUUCUGAUGUAUUUUCCCUUUAUGUGUGAUUCCCCCCCCACUAUUCCUCAUUUAGUCUCGGUGCAUUAUUUGUGAGAAUAGGAACUGCUGCCUUGCUGUGGUGUUGACGUGACAUUACGAAAGUAAUGCAGCAGUUGCUGUUCGUUAUUACUCCCUGAAUUUCAUGAAUGUAUAACCUGCUUUAUUUCACUUUCAGUUGAAAUUUUAUCUACGGGUUCUCAGCCAAAUUGUGUCCACUUUAAAAAAAAGAAAAGAAAUUGGCCAAACCCUUUUGUUUUAAAAGCAGUGAUGGAUUUUUCUCUUUUUUUUUUUUUUUUUUUUUUUUUUGAUUGCUCUGAAAUUCACUUUGUUUCAGGUUAGAGAGUGGGAAGUGCACGUAAGUUAUUAAGACACAUUUUAUAUGUGCUCAAACAAGAAUAGCCCCAUUCAUAUUGAAGGUUUAAAUUUUGCAAUUAAUCUGAAAGGAGCAACUGAAAGGAGUACUGAAAUUCGGCUACUGAAUGUGUUUUUCAUACUAGGCAUUAAAAAGAUUGUUAAAGGGUUUUGUUUCUGAUCACAAAAAAAAAAAAAAAAGAGUUCUUGCUAUCAAAAAAAGAUUGGGCCAAAAUGUGCAGUUGUUUCACUCCCUUUAUUUUCAAAGGAUUAUGGAGUCAUCAUAAGGUUCUUGCCAGUGUCCUCUACUUUUUCUUUUGCCAUCCUACUGGCUCUGGAAGAGCCUCUCUAAUAUCAGGAGUACUUUUGUACCAAUUAUACCAAUGGAAGCGGGGAGAUGAAAGGAACAGUGGUGGCUUUUAACACUGUCACUUUCAAAAUAUUUAAUAUUAAAAAUAUGAAAAGCAAGGUGAAGCAGGUAUACUCAUAUUAUUUAACUGUGCUAGUUCCUUUUAAUGUCUUAUAACCCUGGACUGCAAUUCCUUGAGCACGAACCUUAUCACUGCUAAUGGCUGCACCAGAACUACAGCAAGCAAGGAGGAUUAUCUCUCCCUAUUGUGCCUGGCAUUGCAUCAGGUUUCCAAACAAUAAGUGAUUUCGGAGAUUCAUGGCUCAGAGGAUUGGUCAUGGGAUGUUGAACCUUUUUAUCUCCAACAUGUAUUGGUUCAAGUCCAGCCUGCUUGAGCAGUGACCAAAAGUUCAUGUCUCAGCAGUGUGAGCGAGCAAGUGUGUCCGACCUUAACACCAUGCAGUGGUCACCUCGAGGCAGCAGAGCCUUAUAGUGCUUCCUCCAGGUUGUAUGUAGUGGUGGUGGCAUUGUAGCAGGGACAACCUGAGAGUGUGUGUGGGGGGGGGGGGGGGGGGUGUGAGCUUGUGUGCGUGAUGGUGUCUGUUGGCUCCUAUUGAAGCGAGAAAGAUCAGCUGUUACGAUCUUUAAGCUCUCCAGUACUCAGAUAGGACAGACGUUAAGAAUCGACGGGCAGGUUUUAAGCAUGAAUUUUCAGUUUUGUGACAUGAGAUCAGAACCUUAACAUUGCUUUCUUUUUUUAAAAAAAAUAUUUAGUAUUGUUCACUACAUUUGUAAGUUGGUCUAAACCAAUGUCCUUCCCCACUGAAUUUUUACAGUAAUAUUUUCUAAGGUAAUCUAGAAUAUAUUUUAGUUGCAAUCUAUAUUAAGGCAAAUUAUUUGUUCCGUCUGUUGCUGUGACUGAAGAAAAUUAUGGAAGAUUUUGUUGGUAACAAGAAUGCUAUUUAAUGAAGAAAUGUGUAAUUCCA